Molecule: messenger RNA, 774 nt
Organism: Neoarius graeffei (lesser salmon catfish)
Lineage: Eukaryota; Metazoa; Chordata; Actinopteri; Siluriformes; Ariidae
Product: parvalbumin alpha-like
Exons: 5
Coding region: 75-398 (107 amino acids)
Cellular component (GO): nucleus; cytoplasm
Molecular function (GO): calcium ion binding
Source: RefSeq, a predicted model, not a curated record
UCACUCCUCAGCUUCAAAAUCACCUUUGAGCUUCUCUUCACUGAAUCUUCAUUGAACUAUACGGAACUGCAAAAAUGGCAACGGACAUCCUGAAUGAUGAUGACAUUAAGAAAGUUCUUGAUGAAUUCAAAGAUCCUGGCUCAUUCAACCCUAAAACGUUUUUUGAGAUGAUGAAGCUAAAUAAAAAAAGCAAUGGUGAUGUGAAGCUCUUCAAUGAACUGGACAAAGACGGAUCUAAAUCUAUAGAUGAAAAGGAGUUGAAAUCCCUCCUGAAGGUCUUUGAUAUGAAUGCAAGAGACCUGACCGAUGAUGAAGCCAAUGACUUCCUCAAGGCAAUUGAUAAAGAUGGAAGUGGCAAGAUUGACGAGAAAGAGUUUGUUGAUUUUGCCCGUAGUUAAUCCAGGCCAUCCUAUGCUCUGAUGACUCCUGACACACACUCCCAACACACGCGUGCACACACACACACACACACACAGAGUACAUUUUCACUCACCUCCUACAAUCAUUUCUUUUCUUUUUUUAUACAAAUGUGUGUGUGUUAGUGUACAAGUGAAGAGGUGUAAACUCUAUCUUGGAAGUAUGUGCAGUAGAUACUUUAAAAAGAAUAACCCAUCCCUUCAUCUGUAUUAUUGUGGAUUUUCUUUCUGUCUUUGCCUUCUCCCUUUAUCAUUUGAUUGAUUUGUUCUUUCCUCCACUCCCUGGCAUUGCUUUACCUUUGUCCUGUCUCCAGCUCUCCCUCUCAUCUCUCUGGUACACAAGUAUUGUGAAAUACAC